Messenger RNA from Pseudovirgaria hyperparasitica, 1929 nucleotides. RefSeq names its product cell cycle control protein. Gene Ontology annotation, molecular function: ubiquitin protein ligase activity; protein binding. Lineage: Eukaryota; Fungi; Ascomycota; Dothideomycetes; Acrospermales; Acrospermaceae. The record is from RefSeq and is a predicted model, not a curated record. Gene Ontology annotation, cellular component: Prp19 complex; U2-type catalytic step 1 spliceosome; cytoplasm. The coding region runs from base 38 to 1462 and encodes 474 amino acids. Gene Ontology annotation, biological process: mRNA splicing, via spliceosome; DNA repair; protein ubiquitination. The transcript is spliced from 5 exons.
AGAAGAGCGACAACCCAAAAUAAUCUCAGCAGUGAUCAUGUUGUGCGCAAUAUCAGGAGAAGCGCCCCAGGCGCCUGUUGUUUCGAGAAAGAGUGGACACCUGUUCGAGAAGCGCUUAAUAGAGGCACAUAUCAAAGAACACCAUACGGACCCAGUAACCGGCGAGGAUCUCGAGACUGAUGACCUCUUGGAACUUAAGUCGGCGCGAACACUCAAGCCACGACCACCUACGCUUACCUCGAUACCUUCGCUUCUUUCUGCUUUCCAGAACGAAUGGGACGCAAUCGCCCUAGAGACGUACAACCUUAGGAAAGAGCUUGCGCAAACCAGACAGGAACUCAGCACGGCCUUGUAUCAACACGAUGCUGCCACAAGAGUGAUUGCAAGGCUGGUAAAAGAGAGAGAUGAUGCUAGGGAAGCUCUAUCAAACGUGACUGUGAGUGCUGGCGCAGGUACGAAUGGCGACGCUAUGCAGGUCGAUUCGACGGCAAUGUCGGACGAGGUUGCCGAAAUUAUUACGUCGACACAAGCAGAGCUCUCUGGGACAAGAAAGAAGCGACCAGUACCUCCAGACUGGGCAACCGCUGAGGACGUUCAGUCGCUGGACUCGACACAAGCAACAGAGCCCUUGUAUCCUGGGGGUACCACCCUCGCCCUUGACUCUGCUGGGGAGCUUGCUAUUAUAGGAGGAAACAAUGGGGUUGCCGGUAUCUACUCAACGACGAAACGAGAAAUCGUCGAAACGAUCGAUGUGGGUGCACCUGUCACGGCAGCUGCUUGGUGGGGAUCGCGACCCGUGGUAGGUACCUCAACCGGUGCCAUCGACGUGUUCGACGGCGGCAAAUCUAUUGGCAAACUUGGAUCGCAUGCAGGGAGGGUGACGUCUCUUUCACUUCAUCCUAGUGGGAAUAUUAUGGCUUCAACUGGUGUCGAUAAGAUUGUCGCUUUCUACGACCUGUCUAGCCUGAAGAUCGCAUCCCAAAUAUACACCGAUUCUGAGGUCACGUUCGGCAGCUUUCACCCCGAUGGCCAUCUCUUUGGUGCAGGUGGGCGCGAUGGACAUAUUAGACUUUAUGAUGUCGUAUCUGGAUCCAUGGGCGCCGACUUUGCGGCCGAGGGUCCACUCAAAAGCUUGGCCUUCUCCGAGAAUGGCUAUUGGCUCGCAUCGGCAUCGCAGGGCCAGAGCAGUGUCGCUAUUUGGGAUCUCCGAAAGAUGAAUACUAUCAAGGUCCUCGACAUUGGUAGUCCAGUUGAGAGCAUGGCGUGGGAUUACACAGGAGGCUUUCUCGCCGUCGCUGGCUCUGGUUGUGUUGCUGUACAGCACUAUUCCAAGUCGAGCAAAAAAUGGAGCGAACUCGUACGCAAGGCUGUUCCAUCCAAAGGGGUAGAAUGGGGUUCCAAUGCAAAGUCACUAGUUGCACUGACCGCUGACGACCGAAUCAAUCUCUUCGCUGCGUCAUGAUGGGCAGGUAAUCUGUUUGCUAUGUAUUAUUAGGGUCUCUGGUCUUGUAGGCGUCCAUGGACUUGGAAGGGUCAAAAUUGCGCUGAGUUUAAAUAGCCGCAAUACUGCAUACAGCCCAGGCUUGCUAUCCGUACGAUACGGUCGUAUCUCACGCUGCUUAUGGUGAUUUGAUGGCAGAAACGUGAAGAGUGUCGGAAAAUGGCAGAAAUGCUUGGGCUGCGGAGCCGGACGGAUUUGUCAAUAUGGAGGUCGCAGUGGUUAGAAAAGGAACCCUAUUUUCUUGAAGAGCAGAUGAGGUUAGAUGUGCCGGACUGAAGUGAGCGAGGCACGUAAACAAGAAAGUCUCUCUGUCUUUCCGUUCACUUUUGUACUCUUCACUACGCAGUCGCGCAGUAUGACUUUUUAUAUAGAGUACUAUGGUGACCACUUGUUAGCGGUUGGCGGUUGCCACUACGCGAGGAAGCCCC